UAUUCAUCCUCAGAGAGACGCUCCUGCCUCGUCCAGUCCACACAGGGGUUGAUUUCUGUUACUUACAAGCACCGAACCACUUUGAGAAGCAAACAGGAUUAACUUCAGCCGCUUUGACUGAAAGAUUUGGACGAUUUUGUUGCUUUUCUUCUUGUUGUUUUUGGAGACAAAAUGCGCCUCAUCCAGAACAUGAGCACCAUUGCGGAGUAUCCAGCACCUGAAUACUCGGUGCCCAACCGGGUCAUUAAAAUAGCUGUGAUAGGAGGCAGCGGAGUGGGAAAAACAGCACUCGUGGUGAGAUUCUUAACAAGGCGCUUCAUUGGAGACUAUGAGAGAAAUGCUGGUAAUCUCUACUCCAGAGAAGUCCAGGUAGAUGGAGAGCAAGUGAUCAUCCAGGUUCAGGACACUCCUGGUGUGGAGAUGACUGAUAAUGGUAUCGGCCUGCCUGACCAUGUGACCUGCUCCGUGCAGUGGGCUGAUGCAGUGGUGUUGGUGUACUCGGUGACGGACCGUCGCAGCUUCGACUUGAUUGAUCAACUGCACCAGGUGGUCGCCCGUACCGGCGGAGCCAACGUGCCUCCGGUGAUCCUUCUGGCCAACAAGGCCGACCUGCUGCACCUGAGGAGGGUCGACUCCCAGCAGGGCCCCUUGCUGGCGGGAACUCUGGGCUGCUCCUUCUAUGAGGUGUCAGCCAGUGAGGACUACAACCAGGUGCACGGUGCCUUCCACAGGUUGUGCUGCCAGCUGGCCAAGCAGCCGCCGCCCGCCUCCAGCUCCUCGCAAACCUCCGCCAGUGGUGCCACGGAGAAGAGGCGCUCGCCUCUCAUCCCCAGGCCAAAGUCUCCCAACAUGCAAGACCUGAAGAGGCGCUUCAAGCAGGCGCUGUCGGCCAAAGUCAGGACUGUCACCUCGGUGUGAGGAGGAAGAGGAAAGAAGAAGCUGGUCCAGAGUAGGCCACAGAAAGAAUGAAAGCAUUGAAGGUGGAAAAGAGAACGGAGAAGAUUCACACUUCUCCAGUUGUGUCCUGUAGCAGCCUGCCUGAGGACGGCAGGUAUGGGGUGAACAGUGGGAGCUUGUGUACAGCGGGGGGAGGGGGGAGGAGGACGGACGACAACGACCUGAAGGUGGGCAUGAGUCUGUCCUGUCAGAUAAUGUGUGAAGAGAAGCAGUGAGGAGGUUCAUCUUCUGCUCAGGGUGAAGAAAAGAACACCUGAGGAUACAGGAGCAGCUGACCAAGGCUGUCUGAAUCACAAACUCUGUGUUUAAAAAAGAAACUGUAAAUCAAGCUCUCCUGGCAACAGCAGUGUUGAAGGACUGCUUAUUUUUAGCUGUACUGCCCAUUGUGGUGGCUCUUUAUUCAUGGCUCUGCUAAAUGCUGCCAUUAUUGCACCAACCACUAAAGCCAGGGCUCUGUGCAGCCACGUGUGUGUGCUCAUUCUUUUUUUUUUUUUGUCAAUAUCUGCAGUUUUUGUAUUUUUUGCAGCUUUUAGAACCUUGACAUGAUGUGAUGAGGGGCGGGGCAGCAGUAUGUAGCAUGCGUUGGUUAUUAUCACUGAUGCACUUUAUAUAUUAAAAAGAAAAAAAAGGAAAACUCCAAAGGGCCUGUUGUUAUUUAUUUGUUAUACAUUGACUUUUGUGCACAAUAAAAUGAUGAGUUUGAACUGAAAA
Molecule: messenger RNA, 1668 nt
Organism: Stegastes partitus (bicolor damselfish)
Lineage: Eukaryota; Metazoa; Chordata; Actinopteri; Pomacentridae
Gene: rasl11b
Product: RAS-like, family 11, member B
Exons: 4
Coding region: 172-918 (248 amino acids)
Molecular function (GO): GTPase activity; GTP binding
Source: RefSeq, a predicted model, not a curated record